AUGAGUGCCAUAAUGGAGAGUAAACCGUUCAAAUCGGACGGUUUUAUCAAACAGGAGCCGUAUAUCAAGGACGAAUACGGUAACGGCAAUGAUCUGAUGGCACAACAGAUCAUGCAUUGUCAGCCGAACAUGCAACAAACAAUGAGCUGGGAUAAUCUGCCCUUCGGAUCUAUGAAGUACCAGGUGUCGAAGCAAAGCGCCACACCAUAUACCGAUGCGACAAAUUGUAAAAAAUCAAGUAAUCACAUCAAACGACCGAUGAAUGCGUUCAUGGUAUGGUCGCAAUUGGAACGACGGAAGAUCUGCGAGCAUCAACCAGACAUGCAUAACGCAGAGAUUAGUAAACAGCUCGGCUCUCGUUGGAGACAGCUCACUGAAGAGGAGAAGUCGCCCUUUGUUGCCGAAGCUGAACGACUACGCCUCAUGCACAUGCAGGAGUAUCCCGAUUAUAAAUACAAGCCACGUAAGAAGCCGAAGAAGAACCCGGAUGGUACCAUUCAGAAUCCGCCACCAACCAACGGACCUGGAUCCCCGAGGAGUAAAGGUCUGAAAAAGGUGAGCUUCAGCCAAACUCGCCCUCAUUCGCUCGUCAUUAUGAAAGAACAACUGCUUAGGCCACUGCAACAUUUGGGCAGUAUCGGCAUGGCGAUCUCCGAUCAACAGUAUCCGCUUGGGAAAUCCGUGAAAAUCGAUCAUGACAGUGUUCGGGUGAAUUCGAACAUGAUGUCGUACAUGACCAUGGUUCAAGACGACAUGAAAGGCUCACCGCAUGUGAAACAGGAGCCCCGUCUGUUCCAUCCAUCGUUUCCGUCGCCGUCGGAUUUCGGUCAAGCCCCAUUGACGCCCGAAUCGGGCUUCUAUGACGAGUACUAUGGACCAGGUGGCGCCUACUCGAACCAAGCCGCCUCUAUAGUCUCCCAUAUAUUUGUCAUGCGAUGGCUAAUUAGACUGAUCUCAUGCUUCUCUUUUCAGGACGAUAUGCGCUCGUUAUCAUCUGGCUCAUCAGGCUACGGCUCCGUGCAAACAGAAUGUGAACCACCCGCAUUCCCAGGUUCAGCGGCUCCUCAGCCGCCGCCAGCUGGUGUUGGUACUCAAGGUGCUUCCCAAUCACAAUUUGGUGCAUCUGAAGCCGAACUGCUACCGUCGAUCUACGAUUUCAAUUUUACCGCUGCGGUGAACGCUUCCAAUGGUUGGAGUGAAAUGUGGCAGAAUCACUUUGCGAACGGGCACGCGUUCGAUCACAUUCCCAUCUAG
Molecule: messenger RNA, 1254 nt
Organism: Ostertagia ostertagi
Lineage: Eukaryota; Metazoa; Nematoda; Chromadorea; Rhabditida; Trichostrongylidae
Source: the annotation of a GenBank genome assembly